AUGCUGAGAUUAUACUUCCUCCUCAGUUUGAUGUGCUUGGUGAGAUCAGACACAGGUGAAACAUGUCCUUCAUUUACCAAACUGAGUUUUCACAGUGCAGUGGUUGGAACGGGACUAAAUGUGAAGCUGAUGCUCUACACAAGGAGAAACCCAACCUGCGCACAAGCCAUCAACUCCACAGUUUUGGGGAACUUGAACGUAACUAAGAAAACCGCCUUUGUGGUCCAUGGAUUCAGGCCGACAGGCUCUCCUCCAGUAUGGAUAGAGGACUUAGUAGAGGGUUUGCUCUCUGUGGAAGACAUGAAUGUGGUUAUUGUUGAUUGGAAUCGAGGAGCUACUACUGUAAUGUACAACCAUGCUUCUAGUAAGACCAGAAAAGUGGCAACAGUCUUGAAGGAAUUCAUCGAUCUAAUGUUGGCAGAAGGAACUUCUCUGGAUGACAUUUACAUGAUUGGAGUAAGUCUAGGAGCCCACAUAGCUGGGUUUGUUGGAAAGAUGUAUGAUGGCCAGCUGGGGAGAAUUACAGGUCUGGACCCUGCGGGCCCUUUAUUCAACGGGAAACCUCCAGAGGACAGAUUAGAUCCCAGAGACGCACAAUUCGUUGAUGUCAUCCAUUCUGACACAGACGCACUGGGCUACAAGAAACCAUUAGGAAACAUAGACUUCUACCCAAAUGGAGGAUUGGAUCAACCUGGUUGCCCCAAAACAAUAUUUGGAGGAAUGCAGUAUUUUAAGUGUGACCACCAGAGGUCCGUGUAUCUGUACCUUUCUUCCUUGAGAGAGAACUGCGCCAUCACCGCGUAUCCCUGUGACUCCUACCGGGAUUAUAGGAACGGCAAGUGCGUCAACUGUGGCAUAUCACAGACGGAGCCCUGUCCUGUUCUGGGCUAUUAUGCUGAUAACUGGAAAGACUAUUUAAGGGAGGGGGAUCCUCCUAUGAUUAAAGCAUUCUUUGACACAGAUGAGGAGAAACCCUUCUGCAUAUAUCAUUACUUUGUGGAUAUUAUAACCUGGAAUAAGAACAUAAGAAGAGGAUCCAUUACAAUCAAAUUGAAAGAUAAAGCUGGAAACACAACAGAAUCCAAAAUCAAUCAUGAACCUGCAACAUUUCAGAAAUACCACCAAGUGAGCCUGCUUGCAAGAUUCAAUCAAGAUCUGGAUAAAGUGGCAGCCAUUUCCUUGGUGUUCUCUACAGGAUCUGUAAUUGGCCCAAGGUACAAGCUCAGGAUUCUCCGAAUGAAGUUAAGGUCACUUGGCCAUCCAGAGAGGCCCCAGUUGUGUCGGUAUGAUCUUGUACUGGUGGAAAAUGUUGAAACAGUCUUCCAACCUAUUCUUUGCCCAAAGCUGCAAAUGUAA
Messenger RNA from Rangifer tarandus platyrhynchus (Svalbard reindeer), 1356 nucleotides. The record is from the annotation of a GenBank genome assembly. Lineage: Eukaryota; Metazoa; Chordata; Mammalia; Artiodactyla; Cervidae.